AUGGCUCUUUCUCAUGUUUUCUUUGCCUCAACUCAGUACAUUAUUAUCCCGCAAUCCGAUACAUUCCGCUUCCCGGUUGAUGUCCAUCUGUUGGGCAUCGAGAUCCGGACCGUUUUCUCUAACCUGAUGAGUGCAGAGGGAGGCAUUUACAACGCUUCGGAUCAUUAUCACCAUCGGAACAGCAUCAGGUGCCUGUCACUCAGCCAUGAGGUGAUGCAUGUUCAUCAACAAGAGCAAUCAAACAGACAUGUGAACAUCCAGUCCUAUGCACUCAACGAUUGGUGCCUGCUACAGCUCCUCAAAAUUGUUCCGGGAGACAGCCCGGAGGCAUUUGAUCGUCUAUUUUUAAGGUGUAGAACCGAAGACGAUGGACAAAUGUCAAAAACCGGUCAAGAAAGAGCUAGUCUCCACACGAGUGAUUCAAAGCUUGAUCUCAAACAUUUGAUCCAAUAUCCACUUUCCAUCGCAGAAAGCCGAUUAGCCAAUGAGCGAGAAGAUCAAGGCCAUGUUCGUGUCUUGAUCAGAUUUCCUGGACUGGACCACAAUUUGAUGGUACCAGUCUCAAAUAGAUACUCAGCGCAACAAAGCAAAGCCUGUAAUUUUUCGAGCAUCGAUACUGUAUCGCGACCACCAAGCACAAUUAUCAACUGCACGCGCAACGCGCACUUAUUUGUCGCAACCAUGGAGAAGUCCCAGGAUUUCAAGUCGCUCCAGGAAAGCGUCCAGAAGUCGCUUGUCUCGACAACCAAGACUGUGAACCGGAUCGCAGCUGAAGACCUGAGCUUUCAGCGCACAGUCAACCCUAACGUUGGCCAACAACUUGACGAUCGAACUUCACGGAUUCUCGAACUAUCUACACGGCUGCUGCAAUCAACCGGAAAGGCAUGUGGCGUCAAAGCGCCUAAGCUGGAAGAUGUCGAAGAUAUCGAGAUGAAAUGGAGAGGUGUGGUCGAUGUCGUCGAUUCUUCACUCGAAAAGGCCGACACAGCGUUGGAUGAGUACACAGGACUUGUCAAGAGAAAGGAGCCUCCUGCUUCUGAUUCUAACCAGGCCAAGAAACCCAAAUCGACAACCAAGGUCAUCCGAAACGCCAACAUCUCCAAGCCUCAACUUCAGUUUGAGCGAAAGCCCGACAACUUCGCUCCACCACCUUGGAAACCAAUCCUCAAAGCAAAGCCACACGCCAGCGUGUCUUUGAAAGAGAGCCUCAAUAUCGUGCCCAACGAAGCCGGCACGCCGCAAUAUCAACAUCCCUACGAACACGAGAUUGUCCGCAUGGCAUACCCCAAACGUGUUUCCAGAGAAGCUGAACCCAUUAUGUAUCAGCCUGUGGACACCACGGAAGCAACUUACGUUGAUACAUAUGAAGGCGUUCUCGAGAUGCUGGGAGAGCUCAUGAAGGCGAAGGAGAUUGCGGUAGACCUGGAACAUCACGACUUCAGAAGCUACGUCGGACUUGUGUCCCUGAUGCAGAUCAGCACACGUGAAAAAGACUGGAUCGUGGAUACUCUGCAACCCUGGCGCCACAAACUCGAGGUCCUCAACCAAGUUUUUACUAACCCCAAGAUCGUUAAGGUUUUCCACGGUGCGUAUAUGGACAUAAUAUGGCUGCAGCGAGAUUUGGGACUUUACGUGAACGGGCUCUUUGACACUUUUUUCGCCUGUGGGCAACUUAACUACCCGGCCAAGAGUCUUGCGUACCUACUGUCCAAGUUUGUCGACUUCGACGCAGACAAAAAAUAUCAGUUGGCGGAUUGGAGAUUACGCCCACUGCCCCAGGAGAUGCUGUACUAUGCUCGGUCCGAUACCCACUACCUACUUUACAUUUAUGAUCGUGUACGAAACGAGCUUGUUGCAGCCUCGGACAAAACUGAUGCCGACAAAGACCUCAUUGGUCGUGCUCUAGAGAAAUCAAGGGAACAGUCUCUAUCUCGCUACGAACAUCCCGAUUACGACCAAGAGACCGGCGAAGGCUCUCGCGGUUGGAGCUCAUACAUUUUCAAGAACUCCCACAUGGCUUUCGAUAGCGAGCAAUUUUCUGUCUUUAGAGCUUUGUGGAAAUGGAGAGAUGACACGGCCAGGAAGGAGGACGAGAGCACCAACUUUGUUCUCGGCAACAGGGACAUCUCGGAAAUUGCUCGUAUUAACCCACCAGACGCAAAGGCCCUUCACAGCCUACUGCCUCUUAAUGCAUCGCUAGCCAGGUCGCGCUUCAACGAAAUCUGGGGAUACAUCAAGGAGUCCAAGGCCAAGGGUGGCCGAAGUUUGCUUCACUUUUUUACUUCGAUGGCGCCGGAUAGCCUUAUGAGGAAUGGCGUACCUAUCGCAGCCAGGAAGACCACCAGGUUACCGGACCUUGAUGGAGAGGUCACAGUCAGCAGGCUGACUCGAUCGCAGUUAUUUGGAGACAUGCCGAUCAGUACUCAGUGGGAUGCUUCGACUCGACGGCCCGAAACUGAAGAGGAUCUUAUUCCGUUCCCCUGGCAGAAGUUCGUUGAACAGGGUACGAUUGAGGGAGACGUUCAACACGAUACCGUCACCGACCCGGCUGUGGUCCCUGCACAACCCAAUCAUGUGGAGAAUGCAGGGGGCAGUGCUCAAGUUGAAGAGGACGAUGAGGAAUUUACUCUAAAGAGGGGCCAGAAGCGGAAGUCGGAGGCGGUAGAAGAAUCUGACUCUAGUGAGGGAGGAUCCGAAUCCUCAGAUUCAGAGAGUGAUGAGGAGAUGCAAGAUGACAAUGGAGUCAUUGCUAUCGAGGAUGGGUCGUCUGGUAAAGCAGAAUCUAGGAAUGCCCGUCGCAAGCAGCGUAAGGCAGAGGAGAAGAAAGCCAAGGAAGAACAACUCCAACGACAAGAGGCAAAGAAGGCCCGCAAAGCCCAGAAGAAACAGAAGAAGGAGGAUGACAAGGUCAAGAAGUUCGAUGCAGUGCCUUUUGAUUAUAGCAAGGCCACAUCAGUGGUCAAUACGAAGAGGGAACCAAACACUGAUGUCAAGGGCAAGAAGAGGGUGUUUGACCCCUAUUCCAAGUCUGCAGACACGGACAUCAAGGGAGCUCGCAAAGCACCUCCAGUGAGAGGUGAGCGAAGCGCGACAUUCAAGAAGUAA
Messenger RNA from Fusarium pseudograminearum CS3096, 3105 nucleotides. RefSeq lists its product as uncharacterized. Gene Ontology annotation, biological process: nuclear polyadenylation-dependent antisense transcript catabolic process; nuclear polyadenylation-dependent snRNA catabolic process; nuclear polyadenylation-dependent snoRNA catabolic process. NCBI's taxonomy places the organism in Eukaryota, Fungi, Ascomycota, Sordariomycetes, Hypocreales, Nectriaceae. The coding region runs from base 1 to 3105 and encodes 1034 amino acids. The record is from RefSeq and is a predicted model, not a curated record. The transcript has 8 exons. Gene Ontology annotation, cellular component: nuclear exosome (RNase complex); nucleolus. Gene Ontology annotation, molecular function: 3'-5'-RNA exonuclease activity; nucleotide binding; nucleic acid binding.